Molecule: messenger RNA, 1774 nt
Organism: Pelobates fuscus (common spadefoot toad)
Lineage: Eukaryota; Metazoa; Chordata; Amphibia; Anura; Pelobatidae
Gene: RRS1
Product: ribosome biogenesis regulator 1 homolog
Exons: 1
Coding region: 56-1117 (353 amino acids)
Biological process (GO): ribosomal large subunit biogenesis; ribosome biogenesis; endonucleolytic cleavage in ITS1 to separate SSU-rRNA from 5.8S rRNA and LSU-rRNA from tricistronic rRNA transcript (SSU-rRNA, 5.8S rRNA, LSU-rRNA)
Cellular component (GO): nucleus; nucleolus; preribosome, large subunit precursor
Molecular function (GO): protein binding
Source: RefSeq, a predicted model, not a curated record
UGCUCAGGCAGUCCCUUGCCGACUCCACGUGUUUCCGCUGUGGCUGCGAGUGAACAUGGCGGCGGUGUCGAUAGAGCAUGUGUUGGCCCAGGCUGAGAAAGAUGAGGCGGAAAAGCUGAAACUGAUCACGGUGCAGAAAGAGCUGGACGUCCAGUUCGACCUGGGCAACAUGCUGGCCAUAGACCCGAACAUGCUGAACACCCGAGCUGUAAACCAGCAGAACCGAGAGCAGUUCCUGCGAUCCCUGGCCCGGGGCAACACGCAGCUCCUCAUUAACCAGAUGUGGAGCCUGCCCACCGAGCGGGUGGACGAGGCCGUAGUGGUGAAGCUUCCCGAUGCCACCACACGGUUGCCCAGGGAGAAACCGGUGCCCAAGGCCAAGGCUCCCACCCGCUGGGAAGAGUUCGCCAAACUUAAAGGCAUCCAGAAGAAGAAGAAGACCAACCUGGUGUGGGAUGAAGUGCAUAAGAAAUGGAAGAGGCGAUGGGGCUACCAGCGGGCAAAUGAUAACACGAAGGAGUGGCUGAUUGAGGUACCUGUCACCGCAGACCCCAACCAUGACCAGUUCAAGAAAAGGCUGGAUGCCAAGAAAGAGAGAGUAGCUAAGAACGAGCUGAACCGCCUGCGUAAUAUCGCCCGAGCCUCCAAGGGAGGAAAGGUGCCCGGCGUAGGGCUGACUCCUACCGAGCAACCCUCUAAAACGGAGCUAAGCAUGGCUAUGCAUGUGGCCAAGCGCUCUACCGCUUCCGCGGGUCGUUUCCAGGACAAGCUGCCGAAGGAGAAGGAGCAGAGGAACAUGGGCAAAAAGAGAAAGUUUCAGCCCCUCAUCGGGGACUUUUCUGCCGAGAAGAACAAGCAGCUGGAGAUCCUCAAGAUUAUGGACAGCAAGAAACCUACGAUGGAUAUCACCAAGGCUGUGAACAGACAGAUGAGGGAAGAAGACUCAGAGGCAGCUGCCAAGAGGCGAAAAUCUUUCAAUAAAGGCAGAGGGGGCAAGCAAGGGGCUAACAGGAAGGGCAAAGGGCCUGGUAAGGGGAAAGGACCUGGCAAAGGGAAAGGACCUGGCAAAAAAGGAAAGGCUCAUGGGGGUAAAUUCGCUGGAGGAAAAAGAAAAUAGGUUCUAAUAUGUUUACUUCCAAAGAGACUGUCUUUAUGGAACACAAUAACUGUGACCUAUACGUCCCUUUACAGUGAAGGGCACUUAUGAUAAAAUAUAUUGCCCACUGAGACUGUAUAGAAUUCUCACCUCUGUCGAAAUAAUUGUGUUAAAGGUUAGUCCAUGUUUUUUGAUGGACCCUCAAAGCCCUCAGCUCACAUGCCAUAGAUCUUCUUUAAGUGCCCUUCUGAUUAAGUAUAAUAGAACUCUAUUUGAAAGUAUAUUUUGUUCUAUUGAAGUUUGCCUGCCCUUAUACCUUGCCCAUAAUGAAAUAAUGUGUAUAAAACAUAAAGCAUAUGUAUUUUUUAUUCAAUUGUUUUGGAGGAAAACUGCACAACUACAAAAUACACGAAGUGCACAUCUAGGUGUCGGUAUAAUAUUAAAGAGGUUAUCUAAUUUUUGACUCAAGUGUUAUAUAUUUUUAAGUGUUAUGUAAAGAAUGAAUUCAGGUAAGGAGACUCUUUUUACACCAGGGUAAUGUGGUUCAGUUAGGGGCAUUACAUUCUGGCAGAGGCUAAUCAUAUCCACUAUUUUAUUUUUCCAGCAGCAGAUUGCAGUGCAAGUAAUUUACCCCCAAAUCAGAACAUCAUCUUAUUUUAACAACCCAUAGACUUGCUA